Melitaea cinxia (Glanville fritillary) is the source of this 2638-nucleotide messenger RNA. It is a transcript of the gene Nprl3, whose product is annotated as GATOR complex protein NPRL3. The record is from RefSeq and is a predicted model, not a curated record. The transcript is spliced from 11 exons. Bases 234 to 2624 code for a protein of 796 amino acids. Gene Ontology annotation, biological process: negative regulation of TORC1 signaling; TORC1 signaling; positive regulation of autophagy. Gene Ontology annotation, cellular component: GATOR1 complex. Lineage: Eukaryota; Metazoa; Arthropoda; Insecta; Lepidoptera; Nymphalidae.
UGUAUUCAAAGGGUCAUUGUAAAAGUGUUUUAUUUUUUCAAGUGAGAAAAAUAAUUCUUUAACUUAGAUUUUUUCUAAUAUAAUAAACAAUAUAUAUACAAACCAUGUGUAGUAAUUUAAAACUUUUGAAAACAUGUUCAAGCGUAUUAAUGUGUUCUAAUUUCGUAUUUGCAUUGUUUACUAAUCUUUUGUAAUAUCGCUUUUAACAUUCGCCAUUGACGUAAAUCUUGGUCAUGGAGGUUAAUCCAUUGAAUAUAUUUUUUGUUAAGUCUGACAGCAAAGGUGAUAGAUUGUUAUUUAGAUAUCCCUACACGACUGAGAACAAAAAUGAAAAUAAGCAGAAGAAAUGUGGCCGCCACAAUCCAUAUGCAAUUAGUUCCACUGAAGAUCUGUUGCAAAACUCACAAUCACAAACAUCGAAUAUCUGUAAAGGACAACUAAGUGGCUUCACAGAUGAAAUGUUAUCAACUUUAUUUGCUGUAAAAGCAGAACUUUGUAAUAGGAAGUUUGAACUAAAAGUGAAUGAUGUGAGAUUUGUGGGCCAUCCUACACUACUUCCCUACCGAACAAAUAAAGAUGACACAGCUGCGAUGAUCCUUAUCAAUAUUGUAUUUGCACUCCAGGCAUCUGCAAGCCAUUCAAUUGUUAAAUGUUACUAUGACUUGAGCAAAAGACUGGGUAAAGCAUUAAGGCAUGAAGAGAAAAGGUGUUCUUAUUUGACAGAAGAAAUGAAAAUUAUGUUGGCAGCCCACGAUGAAGUAUCAGCUCUAGACAGUGAAGCCAAUUCAGGAGAAAAUGAGGACGAAGAAGAGAAUUCUCGUCACUCAGUCAGUUCACAUACGCAUAGCACAGAUAACAGUACAGCUAGUACUGUACCUAAAUCUGCUUUUCAUCUUAUACUACAGAGAAGCUCGCUGGCCAGAUCUAUGAAAGCUGUAUUUGAAGAAUUAAGUAGUACAGGUAUUGUUCAAGUUCGCAUAAAUAAAUGGGUUCUUCUAUCAUUCUGUCUCCCACAUAAAGCACAUCAAAUCCACAACAGAGGUCUGAUAAUAGAACCAGAGACAAUAGACAAAUGUGUGCAAAAAUUAAGACCCUAUCAUGGCAUUUUACUUAUGGUAAAUCCUAAUGACUUAUUGGCAUCAAUUCCCUUAGAUGGAAGUCCUGCACUUUUAAGACUUAUUAAACUCUAUAGUCCUUUGAAGAGCUUGCAAACAUUAGCCAUUGAAGCAGAUUUAACACUGACACAGGCUUUUCAAUUAACAGGACAUUUAGUGUACUGGGCUAAAGCUACGGUCAUAUAUCCGCUUUGUGAAGGAAAUGUUUACGUCGUCGCCCCUGGAGCUAAUAUACACAUAAACUCGCCUCUUGUUGAUGAGUUUGCCAAGGAGUUUCCUGGUUUAUGCCUAUUACAGAUGCUAAGCGAGUUCUCGCUGCCCGCGCCGCUGUGGUACGUGUCGCGAGGAGCGUGGGGCGCGCGCUGCGGCGGGCGGCCGGCACGGCUCGUGGCGUGGCUGCUGCGGCGCCGGCUGCUGCUGCAGCUGCACACCUACGUGCAGUUCAACUCGCCGCACUGCCCGCAUUGGCCGCGCCCCGGCGCGCUCGAUGGCAAAGAAUAUUUCUGUGAAAAACACGACUCGAAUUACCAAUCGAACAGCGUAUCCUUUUCUUCCUUGAACCAAGUGCAACUAAAUGUUCCUGAACCAGUUGAACCUAGAGAAAGUAGUAACACGUUUCCAGAUUCCGAUGAAGAUUAUCCGACCCAAAAUAACCUCAAUCAGACAGACUUUUCACACACAAAGCCUAUCGUUAUUGAAUCGGAACAUAUAAAGUAUGACAAUUUUCACGAAGUUGAUUCAGCAAAUCAUUCCUUCGACGACGGUGUUGAUGUAGUAGAUGGUUUAAUAAAACCAAAAGUUAACGGAUGUGACUAUAAUAAGACUCAAAGUAUACAAAAAAAGGUUCAAGGAAACUCUGUAGACAGUGGCAUAUCGAAUAAUUUAAAUGGCAAUGGUAUCAAUGGAGCAGAAAAUGGCCAUGUUAAUGGACUAUCAGAUGCUAAAGACAAAUCUGAGAUAAAAACCUUACCUUCAAGGCUUUCGGAUAUUUCUUUAAAAGAAACAGAUAGCGUAAUUAAUAGAGACACAAGUAGCGAUGAAGACAAAUUUGAAAGUGAUGUGGAUGUAUCGCCGAGACUUAGAAAUGGUCAUGCCGCAACAAACGGUAUGGAGAAAACGAAUGGAGUGUCCUUAAAUCUUAAGCUUCAGAGUGAAAUGAGUUUCCAAUCUCCUACCGUGUGGACAGCGCCUGCGGGUUGCGAUGCCAUAGAUGCGUGUCGAAUGCCCAGUGAUCCCCCCUCCACUGAGUCAUUACUUGACACAUUCACCGCUGAAGAGAGAGCAGUGUUGGCGACCAUACCCGCCUCCGAAGACCCUAGUGAUCUUUUACUACUUGCUCAGUUACAUAAAAAAGGCUACUUCCGUGGUGAACAACAUCUCGAAGAAAUAAUGUUCAUGGAGAAUGUUUCUCGAUCACAACUAAUGCAACUUCUGGACAAAUUCAAAGAUGUACUCAUUACAUUUGAAACUGAAGAUCCUGCUGUUGCUAUGCUAUAUCCAUACAACUAACUUAUAUAAAUUUA